Messenger RNA from Malassezia globosa CBS 7966, 228 nucleotides. RefSeq lists its product as uncharacterized. NCBI's taxonomy places the organism in Eukaryota, Fungi, Basidiomycota, Malasseziomycetes, Malasseziales, Malasseziaceae. The record is from RefSeq and is a predicted model, not a curated record. The coding region runs from base 1 to 228 and encodes 75 amino acids. The transcript has a single exon.
AUGGUAUCGCUUCAGGAUACAUCUUCAACCUACUCACUUGAUGAUAUUCAUACGAAACAAACCAGAAAGUCCAUGGAUGAGGCCGAAGACGUGAUGGUGAAACGCGCCCUCGGGCAUGUAGCGUUUUCGCCACUGCCCUCAUUGCAAGCCUCGAGCUUGACGGAUCUACCUGAUUUGAGUCACUGUGACGACAAGGAAUCGAUUGUUCGGUACGUUGAGCUAACCUAA